GAGAGGUCGUGUCGAGUGGCCGCGCCGGUUCGCAGCAGUAGGUACCCGACUACACCGUGCUGACAUGGCGGCGCUGUUCGUGGCGGCAGCGCUCGGCUGUCUGCUGGCCCCGGCGGCCGGCUUCAUCGCACGGCCGAUCCUGUUUCCGGGUCCGACGGCGUGCACGGCGCCGAGCGGCCGGCCCGGCGACUGCGUGCUGCCGGCCGACUGUCCCGCCUCGCACGGACCGCCCAGUCGGCGAGCCUGCGGCUUCCAGCAGCUGCAGAUCAAACUCUGCUGCGAGAAGCGGCCGACGCGUCCCAUGCAGCUGACGUUCCCCACCCCUGCUGAGCCGGAGUCUGCCGCCCUGCCGUCCAACUGCGGGCUGGGUGGCCCAGCCGGCCUGGAGGGCCGCGCGGUGCCCAACAUCUCUGGCGGCCGGCCGGCCGACCGCUCCAGCUGGCCGUGGGCGGCGCUGCUGGGCGAGCUGUCGGCCGGCUCCGAGCGGCCGCGCUGGCUCUGCGGCGGCGUGCUGCUCGGGCCGCGCCACGUGCUCACGGCGGCCCACUGCGUGGCCACCCGGCAGCUCAACCGGCUGGUGGUGCGGCUCGGCGAGCACGACCUCAGCGCGGCCAGCAGCACGCGCCAGGAGCGGCGCAUCGCGCGCGCCGUGGUGCACCCGCAGUUCCGGCGCAGCCUGGCCGACCUGGCGCUGCUGGUGCUGGCCGAGCCCGUGGAGCUGAGCGUCGGCGGCGCACACCCCAUCUGCCUGCCGCCGGCCGACGCCCGGCCCACCGGCCGCAGCGGCUACGUGGUCGGCUGGGGCCGGCUCGGCUUCGAGGAGGAGCAGCCGGACGUGCUGCAGGAGGCGCUGGUCACCGUCCAGCCGACGCCGCCGUGCGAGGCGCUCUACCGGCGCACCCGCGAGUACGACACGCGCUUCCCGGGCGGCUGGGGCGGCAGCGUGCUGUGCGCGGCCGACGAGCAGGGCGGCGCCCGAGACGCCUGCCAGGGCGACUCGGGCGGGCCGCUGUCGCUGGAACGCGCGCCCGACGGCCGCUUCCACCUGAUCGGGCUAGUGCUGGAGGGCAUGGGCUGCGGCGGUGACCGCUUCCCGGGUCUGUACACCAGCGUGCCGCACUACGUCGACUGGAUCCGCCGCGAGGUGCGGCGAUCGUGACGGCGCUCGCUGAAGGGAGCCGUCGUUUUCUCAGGUGCUGUCAAGCAUGAAAAAAGUCGAGGAGCAGGUGAAGCAAAGCUACCUUGUAAGAAAAGACAUGUGGAUGAGUAGGACCUACGCGAAGGACACCCAACACGUUUCAAUUUUGCAUAUAACCAUAG
Amphibalanus amphitrite is the source of this 1320-nucleotide messenger RNA. Its product is annotated as venom protease-like. Gene Ontology annotation, biological process: proteolysis. The record is from RefSeq and is a predicted model, not a curated record. Gene Ontology annotation, molecular function: serine-type endopeptidase activity. The coding region runs from base 65 to 1159 and encodes 364 amino acids. The transcript has a single exon. Lineage: Eukaryota; Metazoa; Arthropoda; Thecostraca; Balanomorpha; Balanidae.